Messenger RNA from Venturia canescens, 2377 nucleotides. It is a transcript of the gene ecd, whose product is annotated as ecdysoneless. The transcript has 5 exons. Lineage: Eukaryota; Metazoa; Arthropoda; Insecta; Hymenoptera; Ichneumonidae. The record is from RefSeq and is a predicted model, not a curated record. Gene Ontology annotation, cellular component: nucleus. Bases 285 to 2165 code for a protein of 626 amino acids.
GGAAUAUAUAAUUAUUAUAUUAACGUCAAGUUCUCGGUUUUUAGACGGUAAAGUGACCGUUAGAAUAAGAACAUAAUUUACCGGUAGAUUAACAAAUACAAUCGCAAAACCAAGGCAAAACGACACACCGAGCUUCCUCGUAAAUAUGUAUAUAUAACCUGAGAAAACGGAUGUAACAGGGCGUCGGUUACGGUAGGGUAGGAAUACACACGAGGAAGAAGGGUAAUGUUCGGAGUGUUAAUAAAAAUAGGAAUUCAUAAAAUUAAAGUAAAUUAUUAGAAAUAAUGGCGACGACGGGACAACUACGGAAUCCAAGACAAGAUGAUGUCAUCGAGUGUUUUUUAUAUCCGAAAUUUUGCUUCACUUCUAACCCCGAACAAAUAAGCGAAACUUUACUCACUGAUGAGAUCACUAAAUUCGUUCAGGUUAUUGACAAGUACACAAACGACUAUAUCUGGCACAGAGAUUCUCUUGUGUUUCGACCCAGGACCAAACAAGCAUUGUUGUUGGAUAAAGUUUUCGAAGGUUCAUCAAUCACCGAUGAUCGUUCGAUGGUGCCGCACAUACAUUCAAUACUACGCUUCGAUGAAGAUAUAGGAGAUGAAUGGUUCGUUGUAUUUUUAAUAUUCAAACUGACAGAAAAAUUUGAAGGUUUGGUGGCAAGAAUGGUCGACGGCGAUGGUGAAUUUCUUCUGAUAGAAGCUGCGGAUGUUUUGCCACCCUGGGCAAGUCCGGAAGCUUGCCAGGAUCGAGUUUUUGUCAGAAAUGGUGAGAUUCACGUUGCCCAUGAUAGAGUGACAAGAGGCAAAACAUUGACGGAUUUAUUGAGAAGCGUUACCGACAAGCCUCACAUAUCCGUAUUAUCAGACAAAGUUCAAGCUGCUUUAAAAAAACGUAUUUCUGUCUAUCCGGCUGAAAUACAGAAGAGGAGACACAAAGCACGUGCAUUUUUACCUGAAAAAGCUGCUUCCAUUCUUGCACAAGAACCAGGAUUAAUCGCUUGCGCCAUUAGAAGCAUUGUUAAUUCUGAUCCUCUGGAAAGAAAGGUUUGUCGAGCAAUGCGAUAUUUUCCACCGGAACAACGUACGAUGGUUAAUGUAAAAAUGACGCGAUGUCUAUACGCAAUGGCAACGCAUUGUCGUUAUACGGGAGAUCCACGAACCGGAUGGAAUUUUCCACCAACAAACAGUCCGAAAUACAAUGCCCACUUGUUGGGCAUAAAAAUAGCUUGUGGCCUGGAAAUGUUGGUAGCGAGAGCUAAUGAAGAACGGAGACGCAAAGGAGGAGAAGCAAACGGAGAUGAAAAACCGCGUACUAACGAGCAAGCUUGGACGACUUUUUCGCGACGUCUCGAGCUGAGCGGAUACUUCAGAGGUCUUCUCGAGGGUAGUCAAGAGAGGGAAAAACUUUUGUCACUUGCUAAGGAGUAUUUCGAGUCACAGCUUGGUUCUGUGAAAUAUAGGAAUGACGAUGAUGAGAGCGAAGCCGAGAGAAUUUUAAAAGCAUGGCAAAAUGUUCAGACCAAUGAUUUUGAAAUGCAUGCUCAGGACGAAGCCUCGUUAAGUCCUCCAGACAAUGAUAGUUGGUUGAACGUUGAUCCUACUCAAUUGGAAGCAAUGUUGGAACAGCACUGGAAUAUAGGAGACAAAAAAUCCGAGCCCAAUCAAUCUGUCACUCUCAGGGAAAAAGUUCAAGCUUUUUUGAACCAAUCGAGCGAUGUCGAUGGCGUGCACUUUCUUGGGGAACAAUCUUGCGACGACGAAGCGCGUCAUGAUCACGAGGACGGUGGUCGAAUAGAUUUCGAUACGGACGUAUUCGAUAGUACAUUGCGUGAUAUAUUGGACUUGGUGGUGCCAGGUGGCGAGGGAGAGUUCGACGGUAGCUCAGAAGGGUCUUUAGGCGGGGACGACGACGACAGAGGUGGAGAAAUGGACAAAUACAUGCGUUUAUUGGGUUCCGAGCUGCAGAUGAAGAUGGAAAAGGACGAGAUAAAUGUGCAGAACGAUUGCAACGAUCCGAUCGAAGCUAAUUUGAUAGAGAGUGUAAAAGAAGAGGAAGGAGGAGCCGGACCAGCCGGUAACAUAAUCGGUGGUCCGGUGCGAAGGCUCAUGCACUUACAGCUUCAAUCACCGACGAAUUGCGUGCCUCCAGAUUUACAAAGCUAAUAUAUUUUUAGGAUCAUUCGCUUUCGUCACACCAUUAUUACCGUCGUAAACGCGGCUACUCAUAUUAACGCGAAGACUAUCAAAGUCUCCCUCCCGUUGCACAAUGCGUAACGCUAAAAAAAAAAAACGAAAACAAAAAACCAAUUUUACACCGCCCAAUCUAGGCGUGAAGGCACGCCCCAUUCCAGGAGUGUUCAGUAAAGAUUUACAGU